Molecule: messenger RNA, 588 nt
Organism: Trichoplax adhaerens
Lineage: Eukaryota; Metazoa; Placozoa; Uniplacotomia; Trichoplacea; Trichoplacidae
Exons: 6
Coding region: 1-588 (195 amino acids)
Biological process (GO): tRNA methylation
Cellular component (GO): cytoplasm
Molecular function (GO): tRNA methyltransferase activity
Source: RefSeq, a predicted model, not a curated record
AUGGACGAAUUUCAAAAGCAAAAAAAUCGGUGCUUAUCAUCGACAGACAACAGUAUCAAAGGUAGUAUCGAUGCAAAGAUUUUAUCUUUAGUCCAGCUAAUCAAUGAAAACAAGGAUUACUUUACAACUAGCUCCUGCUCUGGCAGAAUAAUGAUAUUCCGAAAGGUUAAUCAGCUGAAAAGCAAGAACUGCGAAAGUUUAUUCGUCACGCAUGACAGCAUUACUGAGGAUGAUGUGAAUUUCUUACUCAAUGGUCAGAUUGAAGAUAGUGUAAUCUUUAAAUUUGAGCCGUUUGUCCUUCAUGUUCAAUGCAGAACUAUGAAUCACGCUCGUUUACUGCUAAAGGUAGCCUUGACCUCAGGAUUUCGAAAUUCUGGCAUCGUUUUGGGUAAAAAAGAACGCUUAAUAGUGGCUGUUCGUAGCACUCAAACCCUAGAAGUACCAUUGACAAAUCAAGGCGCUAUGCUAAUAUCACAAGAUAAACGAAAUGUAAGAAAUCAAAAUCAAGUACUCGACGAAGCCAAAAGGAUUCACUGCAAUCGGUCUGCUACUGCACUUGUCUAUAUCCCAUGUAUUAUACUGUUUUAG